Molecule: messenger RNA, 2375 nt
Organism: Hymenoscyphus albidus
Lineage: Eukaryota; Fungi; Ascomycota; Leotiomycetes; Helotiales; Helotiaceae
Source: the annotation of a GenBank genome assembly
CUUUCACCAUUGCAUUCACUCUGUUUUGCACUUGGCACUUGUUAUAUAUUCCUUCGUGCCCGGCCUAAAUCCAGAUAGUGGCCACCCUAUCUCGUCCCUCUCUUACACCACCCCUCUGGACUCUCCAGAUCCUACUUUCGCAACAAAAGUAGCAGAACAAUCACCACAAUGGCCAACGUCAAUCGCUACGAUGGCGGCUCUUCAGAGUCGCCAGAGCCAAAGGACUAUCCCAAGACCGAAUCCGCUGAGCAAGUCCGUAUCGGCGACAUCUCUGAUCUGGAUGAUGAUUCCGGACAUCACUUACAUCGUGGUUUGCACGCAAGACAGAUUACCAUGAUUGCAAUUGGUGGAGCGAUUGGUACAGGAUUGAUUAUUGGAACGUAAGUUGUGAUCAUUGAAAUCUCGGUGAGCCCAGAGAAUUCAGCUGACCCGUCAUACAGCGGAAAAGCUUUGGCUCAAGCCGGUCCUGCUCCAUUAGUCAUUGGAUACGCGCUGGUUGGAUUUUUAUGUUUCUUGGUCAUGGCCGCUCUGGGAGAGGUAUGUUGAAUUCCCACACUCGUUUUUCCGAAUGUUUGCCUACUGGGGAAAAUACAAUGCUGACAUCUAGGAAAUAGAUGGCCUGUUGGCUUCCUAUGCCUUCUGGAUUUACUGGUUACGCUACUAGAUUUGUCGAUCCCGCUCUUGGUUUCUGCUUGGGUUGGAAUUACUGGUUCAAGGUAUGUUUGCAUUUGCUUCUAUUCGAUGAAACAAGGCUGACACCAUUGUAGUACAUUGUCGUCACACCGAACAAUCUGACUGCUGCCUCGCUCGUCAUUCAAUAUUGGGUCAAGAGAGAAAAGGUCAAUCCUGGUGUUUUCAUCGCUGUCUUUUUGGUUGCCAUCGUGGCUGUCAACUACUUUGGUGUCAAGUUCUUUGGGGAAUUCGAAUUCUACCUAUCCAGUAUUAAGGUUGUCGUCAUUAUUGGCUUGAUUCUAUUGAGUUUGGUUCUUGCAUGUGGAGGUGGCCCCAAUGGAGAUGCCACCGGUUUCACAUACUGGGGAAAUCCUGGAGCAUUCGCUCCGUACAUUUUGAGUAAGUCAAGUUAUCUGUUUGCGGAUGAACAAUUACUAACAAAAUACAGAGGGCGCUGCUGGUAGAUUCUUGGCCGUCUGGUCCACCUUCACCACCGCCGUCUUCGCUUACUUGGGAACCGAGUUGGUUGGUGUAACCGUUGGAGAGGCUGCCAACCCAAGAAAGGUCAUCCCCCGCGCUAUUAAGCUCACCUUCUACCGAAUCCUUCUCUUCUACGUCGUCUUGGUAUUCCUCCUCGGAAUGCUCGUCCCAUACAACUCCCCAGAUUUGAUUGAGGCCAACAAGUCUUCCAACUCCGCCACGGCCUCCCCAUUCGUUGUUGCCAUCAAGCUCUCCGGCAUCAAGGCAUUGCCAGGUAUUUUGAACGCCUGUAUCUUGAUCUUCGUCUUUUCCGCUGCCAACUCCGAUUUGUACAUUGCCUCCCGAACUCUCUAUGGUCUUGCCCAUGAGAAGAAAGCCCCCAAGAUCUUCACCAAGACUGACAACCGUGGUGUCCCAAUCGUUGCCCUUGGUGCUUCCACAGCUUUCUGCCUCCUUGCUUUCUUGGGUGUCAACACCGAAUCAUACACCGUCUUCGGUUACUUUGUCAACCUCGUCACCAUGUUCGGUCUCCUCACCUGGAUCUCACUCCUCGUCUCUCACAUCUGCUUCGUCCGAGCCCGUAAAGCCCAAGGCAUCCCCGACUCCGCACUCGCCUACGUUGCACCACUAGGAGCCGCCGGUUCAUGGGGAGCCCUCAUCUUCUCCUGCCUCAUCGCCUUCUUCAAGGGAUUUCCCAUCUUCUGCUACAAGCUCACUGCGCCCAAGGGUACGGUUCCCGUCUUUGACUGGCGAACUUUCCUCACGACUUACCUCGGUAUUCCAUUGUACAUCGCCAUGAUCCUCGGAUACAAGUUCUACAUGAAGACCGAGAUGGUCACGCCCGAGAACGCGGAUCUGUACAGCGGCAAGGCGCGCAUCGACGCCGAAGAGGCCGAGUACGUGGCCCAGGAAGCGGCGAAACAUGGUGGUCCUGAAACCAAGGGACAGAAGCUUUACCGAUUGACUCUUGGUUGGUUGUUUUAAACGAUUUCUUUGUUUGUUUCCUUCUUUCAUAUGGUAAUGGGGCAUGUAUGCAUGAACUUGGAUGGGAUGGAAGAAGAGGUUCUUCUGUAUGUAUAUAAGACGCGGCUACGUCCUCAUUUAUUUUACUAAGGAAAGUAAAAUAUGCGGGCUAGUCAGCUGGAUGGAUGGGUUUCUAUGUAUGAGAUGGGUAUUUCAUUGUGGAAUGGUGGGAAUAAUGAGAAAUUAAAAGCAUAUUACUU